CCGGCGCCCGUGUUCUGCUUCCCCGUCCGCGCCCCGAUGGCCGCCCUCGUGCCCCGGAGCUUCCUUCGCGGAGCUCUCUGCAGCCAGCUGCUGCUGACCCUCUUGGUCUUCAGUUGUCCUUGUGAAGCCUGCAAAAAGGUUAUAUUUAAUAUACCUUCUAAACUAGAGGCAGAUAAAAUGAUCGGCAGAGUUAAUUUGAAAGAGUGCCUCAAGUCUGCAGACGUCAUCCAGUCGAGUGACCCUGAUUUCAGAGUUCUGGGUGAUGGGUCAGUUUUCACAGCCCGAGCCGUCAUGUUCUCUGCUGAGGAAAGACCUUUCACCGUAUUGCUUUCUGACACAAAGACACAGGCCCAGAAGGACAUUACUGUGCUCCUGAAACAUCAGAGGAAGGUACUGCGGAAAAGGCAAACUAAAGAGACUGUCCUCAGGCGUGCCAAAAGGAGAUGGGCGCCGAUUCCUUGCUCAAUGCAGGAGAAUUCCUUGGGCCCGUUCCCGUUGUUUCUUCAGCAAGUUCAGUCCGAUGCAGCACAGAACUAUACCAUCUUCUACUCAAUAAGUGGGCGUGGAGUUGACAAAGAACCUUUAAAUUUGUUUUACAUAGAAAAGGACACUGGAAAUCUGUACUGUACUCGGCCUGUCGAUCGUGAGGAAUAUGACAUUUUUGAUUUGAUUGCCUAUGCAUCAACCGCAGACGGGUAUUCAGCAGAUUUACCUCUACCAUUGCCCAUCCGAGUGGAGGACGAAAAUGACAACUACCCAGUGUUCACAGAAAGCAUUUAUAAUUUUGAAAUUCCAGAAAGUAGUAAACUUGGUACGACCGUGGGAGUGGUAUGUGCCACGGACAGAGAUGAGCCGGACACGAUGCACACGCUCCUGAAGUACAGCAUUUUGGAGCAGACACCAAGGUCACCUGGGCUCUUCUCCAUGCAUCCCAGAAAAGGUGUCAUCACCUUAGCCUCCCACCCUCUGGACAGAGAGACUGCACACAAGUACACAUUGUUAAUCAAAGUACAAGACAUGGAUGGUCAGUUUUUUGGAUUGAUGGCCACAUCAACUUGUCUGAUAACAGUAAAAGAUUCAAAUGACCAUGUGCCUACUUUCAGACAAAAUGCUUAUGAGGCAUCAGUAGAGGAAAAUACAUUCAAUGUGGAAAUCUUACGAUUACCGAUAGAAGAUAAGGAUUUAAUUAACACUGAGAAUUGGAGAGCCAAUUUUACCAUUUUAAAGGGCAAUGAAAAAGGACAUUUCAAAAUCAGUACAGACCAAAAAACUAAUGAAGGUGUUCUCUGUGUUAUAAAGCCACUGAAUUAUGAAGAAAACCGUCAAGUGAUCCUGGAAAUUGGAGUUACCAAUGAAGCUCCGCUCACUAGAGAUAUUGCAAUCAGAUCAGCAACCAUGAACAGAGCUGUGGUUACAGUUCAUGUGAAGGAUCAGGAUGAAGGGCCUGAAUGCCACCCUCCGGCCCAAUACGUACGGAUUAAAGAAAACUCCAAAGUCGGGUCAAAGAUCAAUGGCUAUAAGGCAUAUGACCCAGAAACUAAAAGUAGCGAAGGUUUAAGAUAUAAAAAAUUGCAUGAUCCUAAAGAGUGGAUCAAUAUUGAUGAAAUUUCAGGGUCAAUUGUGACUUCCAAAACCCUGGACAGGGAGGCAGUGGCUUUUAAAAAUGACUUAUAUAAUAUCACAGUCCUGGCGAUAGACCGAGCUGGUAGAUCGUGUACUGGGACCCUUGCCGUGAACAUUGAAGAUGUCAAUGAUAAUCCACCAGAAAUAGUUCAAGAUUACCUAACAGUUUGCAAACCAAAGAUGGGCUAUACUGAAAUUUCAGCUGUUGAUCGUGAUGACGCUGUCCAUGGCCCUCCAUUUUCUUUCUCCAUGGCAAAUGCUUCUCCAGAAAUCAGUAGAGUAUGGACCCUCACCCAAGUUAAUGAUACAGCUGCCCGUCUUUCAUAUCGGAAUAAUGCUUACUUUCAAGAAUAUAGUGUUCCUGUUACUGUAAAAGACAGAGCAGGUCAAUCUGCAACAAAAACCUUGAGAGUUAAUCUAUGUGAUUGUGUUCAUCCAAGUCAGUGUCGAGCAGUUUACAAGAGUGGAAAAGUAGUGCUUGGAGAAUGGGCGAUCCUGGCAAUAUUACUGGGUAUAGGAUUGUUAUCUUGUGUACUGCUAACUUUAGUAUGUGGAAUCGUUAGUACCAGAAAAGAAAAACGUUUUCCUGAAGAUUUAGCUCAGCAAAACUUAAUUAUAUCAAACACAGAAGCACCUGGAGAUGAUAGAGUGUGUUCUGCCAAUGGAUUUAUGACCCAGAGUGUCAACAACUCUAGCCAAGGCUUUUGUGGUACCAUGGGAUCAGGAGUCAAAAAUGGCGGGCAGGAAACCAUUGAAAUGGUAAAAGGAGGACACCAGACCCUGGAAACCUGCCAGGCAGGAGGGCAUCACCACACCCUGGAAUCGUGUAAGGGAGGUGGACAACAGACGCUGGAUUCCUGCAGGGGAGGACACGUGGAGGUGGACAACUGCAGAUACACUUACUCAGAGUGGCAUAGUUUCACUGAGCCCCGUCUUGGUGAAAAAUUGCAUCUAUGUAAUCGGAAUGAAGACCAUAUGCAAGCUCAAGAUUACAUCCUUACAUAUAACUAUGAAGGAAGAGGAUCUCCAGCUGGGUCUAUAGGUUGCUGCAGUGAAAAACAGGAAGAAGAUGGACUUGACUUUUUAAGUAACUUGCAACCCAAAUUUACUGCACUAGCAGAAGCCUGCAUGAAGAGAUAAUGCCACCGUGCUACAGUGAUACAUGUAUUUGUUGGACAUUUUGGAGGCUUCCAAAAGAGGAAUAUUUUACAAUUCAAUUUUACACACACAUUCAUUAAUAUACAGCAUAAUGAAUUUGUCUGAAUUUUGAAUUAUGCUAUUUACCAAUUUCUAUAUUGAGAGCAGUUUAUUGCUUAUCUUUUUCAAGAUGCACAAAAUGGUAAAACAGAUUUUGCCUUCUUUACUGCUGAGAAAAUAGACAACUAGCAAAUCUCAUCAUUUGUACCAUUUGAAUUUAGGUCUGUGAAGGACCUGCUCGUCUUUGCGGUUAUUUUCCUAACAAAUAUGUUGGGUUCAUACUAAUCCAAUGUUAGUUAAGCUCUGCUUGAUUGAAUAUGAUAAACUUGAUACCUGGGUGAGAAAUUCUGCUCUUAUCCCAGAUUUAGUAAGUGGAAUAGGAGUACUGUAUAUCAAACACUGUGGUAAAUUAUGUUGGGUGUUUUAGCUAUUAUCACAUACUAACUUUUAGUGAUAGUUCAAAAAUAGACAAGCAAUAUUAGACAUUUCCAUUUGAAGGAAACUGGGAUUUGAAAAUGACUAUCAAAACAAUUAAUACAAUAUUUAAAAUGAAAUGAAAACAGAAGAAAAUAAAAGAGAAUUUAAAAUGAGGCCAGGAUUUGGCUUGUCUCCCGGGUUUUAAAAAGAGAGAGCCUCUUAUUCCUAAAUGCUGCAUGAUAACAACAUACUAGGAAAUACUUGAUGUACAUUUGUGCAGUUUGUUUACAAUGAUAUGCAGCUAAGUGAAACUUUAGGAGCUCUGGUGACGCAGUGGUCAAGAAGAGUUUGGCUGCUAACUGAAAGGUCGGCUGUUCACACCCACCAGCUGCUCCGUGAGAGAAAGAUAUGGCAAUCUGCUUCCAAAAAGAUUCAUGGCCUUGGAAACCCUCUAGGGCAGUUCUACGCUGUCCUGUUGGGUUGCUAUGAGUCAGAAUCUACUCAAUAGCAGUGUUUCCUUUUUUAGUGAAACUUUCUUAACUUCAGUAGGAAGAAAAGAGGGAAGCAGUUGGAGCAGUAAAUUUGCUUAGCGGCCUACUGAAAGAUUUCUGCAUCCACAAAAUAGGAGCAAGCCGGAGCUCAUCACAGCUAGCGCUCCCUGUUUUCUGUUGUCAAGCUUCCAGAAAUGAGGUAUUUUUCUUGGGUAAAAAGAGCUAAUACUAAAAACUUUUUUAAAACCUAUCUCUGGUGAGAAUAAACCCUCUACCAGCAUUUUCUUUCUCUCUCUUAUCUACCAACCUUAUUUUUCUUUGGAGCAAACAAUCAUGUCCUCUCAGUCAGAUUUUAGAGGCUAAAGGCAGCUGGAAGGCAAAUCCUGCUGAAGGGAUCAAGUGAGGAAUGGCUAUACUAAAGCCCCAAGCCCACAAACCCAUCACCACUUGUACUGUGUUCUAGUCAGAGCCUGAGGACUACAAAUAUUUCACUUCCUGACUCAUUGCCCUGUUUUAAAGUGGUCUUGGUAUAAUUCAAGGAAAGCCAGCAUUCCCAUUGUGCCCCUACAUUAUCCGUAACAUCUCCAGCAGAGACUGACUUAGAUUGCAAAUACUCCAGGCCCAAGUUGUCAAUCAUCUUCUGUGUGAAUUAAUUUUUAUCAGAUUGCUUUCUUAAGAGGAUUUUAAAAAUAAUAGAAGAACUAGGAAUUUCAAUUGGGUGAAAGAAAACAUGGAGAGGUAAUUUUGGAAUACGGUGUACUUUGGAGAGGGUAAGCCCAAAUAGGGGUAUUUGGACAGUCAGAGAGAAACAUGAAUACCCGGCCUUCAAGAGCUGAAGAGAGAAGCUAGCAAAGGGAACUGAGUGGUAGGUAGCAAAGGCAACAUUGUCUGCUUCACAAUUUUUCCUAGGUCUUGCCCUGCCUUUUCUUUCUUUUCUCAGGCCAGUGGCAACGGCCUUUUAAUUUUGGUGAAUUAUCAGCCAACAUUUUCUUCAUGCCUCACCUUAUUUGGGGUGUGGAAUUGAGAGGUAGAGAGCUGAUGGCAUGAUUCUGAAGGCAUUUACGGGAUGAGCCUGAACUGGUUGUGCAGAACAAACAAGCCAUUCACGAGGAGUACUUUAUUCCUUCUGUAGCACUCUGAGCACCGUAAUAGAAGGUCUUCUAAGAGCUCAGCUGCUAACCAAAAGGUCGGCAGUUGGAAUCCACCAGCCACUCCUUGAAAACCCUGUGGGGUAGUUCUUCUCUGUCCUACAGGGUCACUAUGAGUCUGAAUUGACUAGAUGGCAACAGGUUUUUUUGGUUUUCAACUAAAUGUGUAUUUAAAACUCUUACUUGAUUCUACAUUUUCCUUUUUCUAAUUUGCGCAUGAAAUAUAAGUUUUUAGACUUAGAGUUUUUUAAGCAUAAUUUUUCUUUUAAAGUCUUCUUGGCAAGGUGGUUAAGAGCUAUGGCUACUAACCUAAAGUUCAGUAGUUCAAAUCCACCAGCUGCUCCGUGGAACCACUAUGGGGCAGUUCUACUCUGUCCUAUAGGGUCACUAUGAGUCGGAAUCGACUUGACCACAAUCGGUUUUUUGGUUUAUUUUUAAUGUAAUCUUUUUUUUAUAUGUAGUAUUCUUCUUCUAUGUGUAAGGUGAAUGUGGUGCUGUUUUAGUGUGCAAAUAAAUAUCAUUCGAAAGCUUUCAUUUUUUCCAGAGAAUAAUCUUGAAUUUUUAUUGUAAAUGUACAGUUUUUUUUUUUUUUUUUUCUUAUUUUUAUAAGGAAGCGGUUAACUGUCUAAAAUGCAGUGGGGCUUGCUUUGCAAUGUUUUUAACAAGCUUUGAUUUUUAUAUUAAAACAAGUUACUUUGCUUUCAAUGAAACUUGGCAGGUUAAAAUAAGCAAAAAUGGGAUGCAGAAAGUAGUAUUUACGGAUAUUAGAUGCAAUAAAACAACUUUAACCUGG
Molecule: messenger RNA, 5669 nt
Organism: Loxodonta africana (African savanna elephant)
Lineage: Eukaryota; Metazoa; Chordata; Mammalia; Proboscidea; Elephantidae
Gene: DSC3
Product: desmocollin 3
Exons: 16
Coding region: 37-2763 (908 amino acids)
Biological process (GO): cell morphogenesis; sprouting angiogenesis; calcium-dependent cell-cell adhesion
Cellular component (GO): desmosome; catenin complex; plasma membrane
Molecular function (GO): cadherin binding; gamma-catenin binding; calcium ion binding
Source: RefSeq, a predicted model, not a curated record